AUGAGUGCCGGGGAUCGAUAUUUUCUUAGAUUAUAGCUUGGUGUGUGGCUUUGUUUUUCCACAACUUCUACAAAAUUUUCAACUAUGGCGACUCUUCCAAUACUAUCAACUGCCGCAAGAAGAUUGGAAGGUAAGGUGGCUCUGAUCACAAGCGGGUCUGCUGGCAUUGGAUCUUACACAGCCAAGUUAUUCUGCCAACACGGCGCCAAAGUCAUGAUCGCCGACAUUCAAGAUGAUCUUGGCCAUUCAAUUUGCAGGGACUUAGGUCCAACUCAUGCUUCCUUCGUUUACUGUGAUGUCACAAAUGAAACGGAAGUCAAAAAUGCCAUUGAUAAGUCUGUUUCCAAGCACGGCAAGCUUGACAUAAUGUUCAACAAUGCAGGCAUCAUAGGAAUAAAAAAACCCAACAUUCUUGACAACGAUACAACUGAAUUUGAGAAAGUUCUUCAUGCUAACGUAGUAGGUGCAUUUUUGGGCACCAAACACGCAGCUCGUGUGAUGAUACCAGCUCGUCGUGGAACCAUAAUCAACACAGCUAGUGUUUGUUCAGUAAUUGGAGGGGUUGCUUCACAUGAUUAUACAUGUUCCAAGCAUGCAUUGCUCGGGCUCACCAAGAACACCGCGGUGGAGCUAGGAAAAUUCGGCAUUCGUGUUAAUUGUGUGUCACCUUAUGCUGUUCCAAUUGCGUUGGCAAGGGAUUUUUUUGAGCUGAAAGAUGAGGAAUUCAAUGAUGUAUAUUCAAACCUCAAAGGGGUGUCUCUCAAGUCAAAGGAUGUGGCCAAAGCUGUUAUGUAUUUGGCUAGUGAUGAGUCUAAGUAUGUGAGUGGCCACAAUUUGGUCGUUGAUGGUGGUUUUACGGUUGUAAAUGAAGCUUUUUCAAUGUUCAAUGAAUAAGGAAUGGUGUGUGGCUUAUUAUAGGUCCAUCAAUAAUGGAGAUUUAAUACUGAACCCAAAAAACAUAUAAUUCAACCAAAAAGUUUUCCUUCCAUUCUCUGCUAAAAAUCAGGCUUAAAAAAAAUUAUAAAAAAAUAAAGUCAACAAAUAAAAUUAGCCUGUAUAAAAUUUUAAAAUAUAUAAAUAAUAAAUAUAAAGCUUGUGAAAACUUGAGGGACGAUUUGUUGGGUUAAAUAAAGGGAUAAUUCAAAAAA
Messenger RNA from Cornus florida, 1148 nucleotides. RefSeq names its product secoisolariciresinol dehydrogenase-like. The coding region runs from base 85 to 894 and encodes 269 amino acids. Lineage: Eukaryota; Viridiplantae; Streptophyta; Magnoliopsida; Cornales; Cornaceae. The record is from RefSeq and is a predicted model, not a curated record. Gene Ontology annotation, molecular function: oxidoreductase activity, acting on the CH-OH group of donors, NAD or NADP as acceptor. The transcript is spliced from 2 exons.